ACUCUCAAUCCCGUUUCUUCUCCUUUUUCUUUCCCAGGGGGAUGCAGGGACUGAUGCUGAAGACGGAGAGAUCGUGUUUGCAAAGUCCAGUCAGUAAACAAGCUUCAAAUAAAGACUGCUGAUAUAUAUAGUGUCAGAUACUAAUGCAACAUGGCUGCUAAGACAUCAAUCAUAUGGAAGCUGUUGUACUGGGCGGUUGUGACCUGUUCCAUCUUCCUACUGCUAGCUUCAUUCUUCCAAGGAGUAUCAGGAAGUACCACCGACUAUCCUAACACCGACCUGACGACUGGACCAAACUCAGGACCAGUCACUGUUGCCUCCAAUGCCUCCAUCUCCACUUCAGGACCAAAAGAUAGACCAGACCCAACUACAACAACAACAAGCAGUAGAGAUGUUCCUGAAACAGCAACUGCUUCGACACCUAAGGGGUCCGGUAUCACCGGGGAAGUGAAUGCAGCUGGUAUGAAUGCGACCAUGACAACAGCUGCUCCGAUAUCGAAGGGCACGUCACCAGCCGUCAUCGCAGCCGUGAUCAUCAUCCUUCUCCUGGCGGUUGUCACCAUCGUACUUGUUGUCUGGUUCUGCAAAUGCAGGAAUCAGCCAUGUUGUAAAGGUCACCGAGUGAGAGCGAGACAUGGAUCAAACCAUGAAAGCUUCACAUCUGAUGGAGGCAUUAACGGAUUCGGAAUGAGUCCUGUGCAGGCUGAGAUGCAGCCAUUCAUCAUGCGACAUCGCUGCGACAUCUUCAUCCAUCACCAUGGCACCGACCUGACCCUGGCUGAGAUGAUGCGCUCCAAGCUCCUUGAUCAAGAAUCCCACCUUCACGUCACGCUCUGGAGCGAGAUCGCAGGUACCGGCCGUGACAGUCGCCCAAGCACCAAACGCCUCGCUCUCAGUCUCGUCCACAGCACCACUAUUGUCCUCUUGGUCUCCUGGAAAUACCUUCAGCAUGAAUCGCAAAGGUUCCGUCUCGCCCUCAGUCGCAUCCCCCGCAAGGUGGAUUCCGUCAGAGGAAAGGUAGUUAUCGUUCGGCGAAUCGAGGAGGACAAAGUCCCACAGGAUCUCAUGAUGGACAUAGCACACUCGCUGGAGUACAACGUCGACACGGAUAGUAAAUUUUUCUGGCCACGGUUUGAUCGGGCGGUGAUCCCUCAAAGAGACGACAUGCUUUACUGGAGGUCAUGAUGACCUCUUGAUUAACCUUUGACCUCUCUUUUAAAGACAACUACUCUUGCAUCAUCUGUCUGGACAGAAUGGAAUGACCUCUGCUGUAUAUAUUGUCCAUAUUUUCAUCAUUUUCAACCUUUGUGUUGAGUAUGUCUCAACAGGCCCCUGAAGUGGGACAGUUUUAUUAUUGUGCGGUGGUUGUAUAUUUAUGUUUUAAAUGUACAAGCUUAGUUUCUAUCAUCAUGGAUGCGUUGGAGGGAGUUGAUAGAAGAGCUACCCAAGUGGGUGAGUCAGGGAUAAAGCCGAGCACGAGAUGUAAAGCAGCUGAUGUAAUGAUAGAGUAAGAUCAGGGGGUGUUUCACAAAACUUGUCAUCAGUGACAAAUGACAGUCUUUGUUAUAAGCUACUGAAAUACUUUUUUCUGAUUGGCCAUCGGCAGAAUUGUCACUGAUUUUCACUAUUUGUCAUUGAAAAAAGACUUUGUGAAACGGGUCCCUGAAGUUGUUUACUCUAAUAUGUGCUGUAGGGAAAACAGGACUGUCAGAGAUCGAGGCACCCAGUUGAUGAACGAUUGAUCUGUUUACCAUCCCGCCCGACUGCCUGUCAACAGGAAGAGCUGAAGAUGGCAAAGAUCCAUGAGAUCUUAUAAAUAUCAGUGCAAGAUUUGAAUUAUCAUCUGUAUCAAUCAGUCUUAUGGGAAGGAAGUUUGACACAUACAUAUGAGGGUUAUAUGUUCUGUAGGGGAAAGAAGAACUAACUGGCACAGCCCCGUACCGCCAGAGUGCCAGUGAAUGGGUGACAGACGAACCGUCUACUAUCCCAUCCAGUGGCACACCAACAUGAACAUCUCAAAUUGACAAAGGUUCACAAAAGUGAUGUGUAUUCACACAGUUUGGGAAAAGUGUGUAGCAAAGAGCUUUGAAUUAGCAUAAGUUACGAGAUUGAAAAGAAAAGAGACAGACAAAAAGUGAGCCAUCAAAAUUGUAUUACAAUUGUAUUAUGGUUCUGAGGGGACCAAAAGAGUGUUCACUUCAAAUUUGAUUGAAAUGGAUAAUGUUGAUACAAUGUUUAGCUCCUGUUUUGUGUGAGAUAUUCACACUUCAUGUCGCAAAAGGAAUGAUGAUGAUGAUUUUUUUGUUCUUAUCGUUUCUUGUGAGACUUUCACUACAUCAGGAAGCAGUUGACCCAAAGAUGCUAAAUGUUAUAACUCUAAUGAAUGUCCUUCUUCUCGUAUAUGUUUAUUAACAAAGUGAGUAAGCGUCUUUCUGGUUUUAAUCAUGGUGUAUAUUGUGAUCAGUUUGAAGAAGAAACAAGGUUAAAGUCUUUUUCAUGCACUUGUGCAUAGGUCAAAGAAAUGGUACAUCAAAUGCAGAUUGCAGCUUAUUUACCGAUAUGUUUUCGUGCUUAAAACUGUAGGUUUUUUUAAUCUAUACUUUUAAAAUGGAUUUAUGACACUUCAACUAUAGAAAUUCUCGAAAAAAAAUGUACAUUGUUGAUUUGAAGGGGAAGUGUUGGCUAUCCUCUGCCCUACCUUAUAUUAUUACAAUCGAUACUUGAAGAAUUCAGUUUCAGUUAACAUAUUAAAUGCUUUGCCAACUAAGAUGUAGGAAAUGUGAGCAUAAAUAGAAGGAAACCAUGGCAAAAUGAGUCAUGAGUUCAUGGUAAUCUAACAAGGCAUCUGGGUUUAGGGGAAAGGUUUGGCAUACUUCC
Strongylocentrotus purpuratus (purple sea urchin) is the source of this 2877-nucleotide messenger RNA. RefSeq lists its product as uncharacterized. The transcript has 5 exons. NCBI's taxonomy places the organism in Eukaryota, Metazoa, Echinodermata, Echinoidea, Camarodonta, Strongylocentrotidae. The record is from RefSeq and is a predicted model, not a curated record. The coding region runs from base 151 to 1185 and encodes 344 amino acids.